AUGCACGCCCUCACGCUGCUGUCUGCCGCUUUGGCCGCUGUUGGCCAUGCCAUGCCGCUGGCCAAUAACAUGGCCACGCGCGACCUCACCAACAGCAGCCUUGCUGCCGAUCUGAAGAUUAUCGCUCCCACUACCGCGACCUGCGACACGACUGCCAAGUACGGCAAUGAGUGCCGCACCAACGAGCAGGCCGCGGGUCCCAUCCUCUGCUCCUUCAACAAGUACCAGAUCACCAACGUCAACGAGCAGGCGGCCGUCAUCUCACUCAUGCUCUACGAGAGCGGCCAGUUCAAGUACAACUGGGGCCACUUCAUGAACGGCCAGGACGAGCACGUUCCGGGCAAGGGCACGCGCAACAUGCAGUCAGCCACGUACAAUGAGGAGUACGCUCGCACUCUCUUCUCUUCGGACGAGGUCGACAAUGCCAAGGUCAACGGUGCCGACGCCAUUCUCCAGCUGGUCAGCCCCGACGAGUACAGCUUUGCUUCGGCGGCGUGGUUCCUCAAGAACAAGUGCACUGAAGCCCAGCGCACCGCUCUUCAGUCCGGAUCCCAGGACGGUUUUGAGAGCUACGUCACGCAGUGCAUUGGCGGCACCAUGGACCAGGACCGGAUCGACUGGUGGACCAAGAGCAAGGCGGCUUUGGCUGGCUGA
Molecule: messenger RNA, 654 nt
Organism: Lasiodiplodia theobromae
Lineage: Eukaryota; Fungi; Ascomycota; Dothideomycetes; Botryosphaeriales; Botryosphaeriaceae
Exons: 1
Coding region: 1-654 (217 amino acids)
Source: RefSeq, a predicted model, not a curated record